Malania oleifera is the source of this 3806-nucleotide messenger RNA. RefSeq lists its product as uncharacterized. The transcript has 8 exons. Lineage: Eukaryota; Viridiplantae; Streptophyta; Magnoliopsida; Santalales; Ximeniaceae. Bases 55 to 1905 code for a protein of 616 amino acids. The record is from RefSeq and is a predicted model, not a curated record.
AUUCAUUUCCCGAAGAUCUGUUACUGCCAUCCCUCUCUCUCUCUCUCUCUCGACAUGACCGACUCCAUCGAACCUUCCACAUCUUCACCAUCUCCAUCACCAUCAUCUGCAGCUCCUCGCGAUCAAUUCUUCCUCCACCCUAGGAGGGAGCCGUUCGAGCAUGGCCUCCUGCCAAUCCCCAAACUCGUCUUCACCGACCCCACCCAAACCCUAACUCCCAUCAAGGACAAGCUCCUUAAGGACUCCUCCGAAUCUCUCAGAGUCUUCCCAUCUGCUAUCUCCGAGACCCUCCAGAUCUCCUCCGACCAUGCCAGACUCGUCAUCGACACUCUUGCCUCCGUCCUCCACUCCGAUUCGGACCCCCUCGUCACUGCCAAGCCCGCCGAGAUCGACGACGCUGGGGUUAAUGUUUAUGAUCUGAUUUUGUUCCUUUAUAUUCAGUCGUACAAGCGUUUGCUUCCGAGGUCGCACAAGGACUCGGCUGCGGUCGCGGAUGUUUGGCCCUCAACGUCCGCCUUUGAUGGAUACUUAUCGGCUUUAUCGCCGUUGCAGCUUGUACGCAGUAACAGCCGUAGGUUCAUGCCCUCACAAGCUGAUGAAGAGGCUCAUCAGUUAUCUUAUUUGCAGAAACACGUCGCUAACAUUCUCUCCCUCUUGGCAGAGCCUGUGGAGGGGGAAGGAGAAGAAUCACUGGUUUUGACCAUGGAAAGGUUUGAGCACCUUGGGUUUCUAAUUCAGUUUGGCGAAAAGGGAUCUGAGAAAAUCCCCUUGUGUCAAGCUGCUCCAUUUUUCGCAAAUUCAGAUCCCGAUAUGCCUGCUGUUCCUGUUCCUGCGGUGCAAGUUCAUGAUUGGAUUCUACAAAACAUAACAUCUGCUUUGGAACGUAUUUCUGAAAGAGUUUCUGCAAAAGAAAAUGGGCCAUCCAGUGCCUCUGAUCAAGAUGUUGCUAUGGCUGAUGCUUGUACAAGUUCAAUUAAGGUCUCCACCAGCCCUAGGGGUCCAAGUUUUAUUGAGGGGAUCUCUAAAUCUUCAUGUGUAAAGCAAGCUUCUGAUCUUAAAGGAUCUUCUGUAAAGGUUCUAAAUUGCCAUGAUUCUGUUAUAUACAUUUUAGCGCCUUUGAGAUAUGCCACAAUCUAUGGAUGCUCAGAAGCUACUAUAGUUCUUGGAGCUGUUGGCAAGGCUGUGAGAGUUGAACACUGUGAGCGAGUACAUGUGAUUACAGCGGCAAAACGUAUCUGCAUUGCCAACUGUCGUGAAUGUGUGUUCUUCCUGGGAGUAAACCAGCGGCCACUUAUGGUUGGUGAUAACCAUAAGCUGCAGGUGGCACCAUACAAUACAUUUUAUUCACAGUUGGAGGAGCACAUGGCUCAAGUUGGCAUUGAGGCAACUGUUAACAGAUGGGAUGAGCCUCUGGCACUGGGAAUGGUUGAUCCACAUGAUUCAUUGUCUCAUCCUGCAGGUGUCUCAGAUGUUCAAGCUGAGUCAGCUACAUGCCUAGAUGCUGACCAGUUUACAAACUUUUUGAUUCCAAAUUGGUUUGUUGAUGGACAACAUGAGUCAACAAGAGACAACCCAUUUCCAUUACCAGAUGCUUAUAUGGUGUCUCAGCAGAGAAAUCAUAAGAACUUGGGAGAGAUAAAGCAAAUUCUGAAGGAGGCUCCGCUUGAAGACAGCCGGAAGCGGGAAUUAUCAUGUGCUAUUCACAUGCACUUCAAAGACUGGUUAUAUGGUAAUGAUUAUUUAUUACCAUUGUCUGGCUACUCGUCUUUUCUAUAUUAUAAUUCUGUUUUUCAAAAAAAAAAAGACCUUUUUUUGGAGAAAAUCAAUAGAAAUACGUUCAAGAGAAGCAGCUGUUUUACAAAAGGAAAAGAAAAUUUUAGGGUGGAAGAGUUGGCUGAAAGCUGAAAAGUGAACACACAAUAUUAACCAUUAGUAAGAGAUGAAAAAUGGCCUUCUUGCAGAAGCUCCCGUACUGCAUUAGCAUUCACUGAUGCCAUAUUCCAUGUGAAAUAAUUAAAUUCCUUUUGUGAUUGGUGAUUUCUCUAAUGUGUAAAAAGGGGGCGACCUGAGUAGGGGCGGAAAAACGGGUCACAACCCAAUGGGCGACCUUUUAUUUGCUCAGUUAAAACAGGUUUGGAUCUAAGGAGUGACCCAUUUAUAAAUGGUUUAACCUGAAUCCAACUCAAUUAAUAAAUGGGUUAUCCAGGUUCGGAUUGGGUAGUCUGUUGGGUCAUUUGUUUAGUUUUUUGUUAAAAAUGUUAAAUUAUAUAUAUAUAUAUAUAUAUAUAUAUAUAUAUAUAUGUAUAAAUUAUGAUAUUUGAUGCAUGUAUGAUGUACCAUGUAUAUUGUAGAUGCUAUGUUUAAAAUUUCACCACUUACAAAAAAAAUGUUAAAGAGAAAGAUAAAUUAAAUAAUGAAUUAAGUGUUACUAGCUCACAAAUGUUAAGAUAUUAAUGAGUAAAAAAUAAAUGAGUUUUUUUUUAAAAAUAAAUUAAUUUAUAUUUAAGUAUGUUAAAUAUGAAUGUACCAUGUAUGAUGUACUGUGUAUAUUGUAAAUGCUAUGUUUAAAAUUUCAAUUCACUUACAAAAAAAAUGUUAAAAGAGAAAGAUAAAUUAAAUAAUGAAUUAAGUGUUAUUAGCUAACAAAUGUUAAGAUAUUAAUGAGGAAAAAAUAAAUGAGUGUUUUUUAAAAAAUAAAUUAAUUCAUAUUUAGUGAAAUUUAAAGAAAAAAAUAAAAUGAAUACAUUAUAUAUUUCUUAAUGGGUACUUAAUGUGUAUCUGUUUAAAAUUUGUUUAUUAAUUGGAUGGGUUUGAGUUUAAGUUUUAUUCACCCAUUUGUAAAUGGGCCAACCUCAACCCGUUUAAAUUCCACCUGUUUAUGACCCAACCCAAACCCAGCUUGCUGAUCCGUUUUACUGCCCUUAGUCCUCGAAGUCAUUUAUUGACAAUCUGGGCCCAAGAUGAGUAUAUCGUCCUUUAAAGAAACCCAUAUUUUGUAUACUGGUGACUCUGCCCAAAUUAAGUUUCCAUGGUCAGCUGACCAGCAAGAGUGAAGAUGGUGUUUGUGAUCAUUGUUUGCCCCCAUCACCUGUUGCAUUGGUGAGCUAUCUCAAACCUCAAAAAUUGUAACCAAAGUUCAGUAAGUAUUACUGAACAACAUGUAAUGUGGUUUCACCCUCUUGAUUAUGCAAUAUGCACUUUGUACAUUGGCAUACUGCUUUGAUUCGUUAUCUAAAAUAUCAUCUCAAGCUCCAUAGGAUUGAACUUUCUUGGGUUAAAUGUUCUAUUUGCAUGGUUUUGAUUACUACUUUUUCAUGAAUGAGUUAGAUGAGGUCUAAUUAGUUUUCUUUUGUCUGUGAGGACAGCCUCGGGAAAUAUCCGCCAGCUUUACUGCCUGCAAGGUGACUGAAAUUGUAUGACGUUAUUGCGGCACAAUUAGGGUAGUAGUGCAAAAAGGGAGUGUUCUGGCUUAUCCCUGUUCAACACUCUCGCCGUGUUCCACCAUUUUUGUGGUACUGAAGGCAGCCCUGGAUCAAUUCCAUGUACUUCAAACUGGUGCAUCCGUUCUUGCAUUCACAUCAGCGCCGAGAACACAAUUUGAAUUCAUGCUAUUCCUUAAUGUUAAUGUAACAUUUUUUUGUCUUAUUCCAAAAAAAGGAAAGAAGAAGAAAGUCUUGGUGUAAUAUUUUGUUAGCAUAGGCUUGCACUCUUGUGAAAUUUAGCAUCUGGAUCUUGCCUCUUUUCCUUUUUGGCAACUUGCUGUGAAUUUUUGGCUUUAUAAAUAUCAAUAUUUUCUGUUGAGUGGA